AUGAGUUGUCGUAAACCCGUAAAUGGCAGCUAUGAACCCAGCACCCGACAGUUUAUGAGGAAAAUCCACAACGAAUCUCUUGCGAAAUGGGCCAAUCCGGGAUCUGUGUUGCCCCAGGAUUUCAUUCGCGUCGCCAGAGUACCAUUGCUGACAAAGUUGGGAUACACUGAUUUGGGUAACCCACCAGAUUAUCAAAAACUUUCAGCAACUCUGCUCUACGUUUGA
Opisthorchis viverrini is the source of this 225-nucleotide messenger RNA. RefSeq lists its product as hypothetical. The record is from RefSeq and is a predicted model, not a curated record. NCBI's taxonomy places the organism in Eukaryota, Metazoa, Platyhelminthes, Trematoda, Opisthorchiida, Opisthorchiidae. Bases 1 to 225 code for a protein of 74 amino acids. The transcript is spliced from 2 exons.